AGCCGCGCCUAUCCCGGGCCCGCGUUCCCGAUCGGAGCCGUUCCCGGCCGUGCCCAGCCCGGGGCUCGGAGGCCCACAGAGCUUCGGACUGGUUCGUGCUGGGCGUCCGGAAAGGGGCGGUUUCUCAUCAGAAGGCCUUACUCUUAGCACGGGCUUUCUUUUCAAGAAUUGCAGCACAGUUUUCUCUACUGAACCUGACCAUUGUCAAUAAUGGCAAGACUCCGAGGUACUGCACCAUAUACACUGUGGAUCCUUUUCUUUUCAUAUACAAAACAUGAAGUUAUGACUGCAGGACACAUAAAAGAAUUUGCAUGCUUCACUGACUAUGACAAAGAGCUAGUUUGUCACUGGAAGGUGCCUGCACAAACCAAUUGCUCCAAAGAAUUCCUGCUCUGCUACAGCAAGGAAACUUCUUCUGUGUUAAACAUGUGUGUUCCUGAGAAUGAAAAAGACAGUUUAAGGUGCACUUGUACAAUAUAUCCAGAUUAUUUUGUAUCAGGCCUCACAUACAUUCUAGCCCUACAAUUCAAUGGCACGGAUAUGUGGAAUUACAGUGUUACACCAGCCCUUGUUGUUAAGCCAAGAGCCCCCAAAAAUCUUGCUAUUGAGAAAGCUGAAAAUGGUAACUUCAAUCUGAGUUGGGAGGAGAGCUACUCUCCUCCAUCCUUGCUCUCUGGACAGCCAGUCAUCUAUGAAGUGAAAUACUGGAAAAAGCAGCACCCGACAGAGGUUUCUGUAAAAGCAAUUAACUACCAGGCAAAAAGCUUUGAGAUUACUGCAAGCUCCUUGAAGGGAGGUUAUGAUUACGUUGCAAGAAUCAGGUGUAACUACAUGGACUACCCAGCCUUCUGGAGUGAAUGGAGUGAAGAAGUUGAAUUUCACUAUGAUUACCAGGUGAAGGCUGAAGACAUUCUCCAGAUGGCUGUGCCCACAUCCUGCAUACUGAUUGUGGCAGGAUCUGUAAUUUGUUACUUCUGUUUCACCAAAAUGAAGAAAGAAUGGUGGGAUCAAAUCCCAAAUCCAGCAAAGAGCCAUUUGGUUGUAAAAAAUGUCAAGUUUUCAGUUUUGUGCUACUUUGAUGAAAUUAAGUUCCCAUUCCAUGACUUAAAGCAGAGUCAUAUGGAACAACAAAUAAGUUGCAAGAACUGUCUGGGUCAAAGUUUGUCAAGCCAAAACUUCAAGGGAAAAGAUAACACCAGAAAUGUUGAGAAAUCUUGCAGUUGCCACAGCAAGUCUGGAGAGUGGUUGCCAAAAGACAGCAAUGCAGUUUUCACCCCUGAUACAAUACCAGCUGAGGAGUCUAUAGAUAUCUGUAUAUGUUUAACAGACAGUGAAACGGAGAGCCAAGAAGAAACUGGCAACCAGAUCACCAUGUCUGAGCCUUGUGAGAGCAGCAUUGUUGCUUUCAGAGGGCAUCCUGAGCACAAUGAGUUACUAGCUAACAUGUUUGAUGCACUCCUAGCAGAUGAAAGUAACAUGGAAGACAAUAAAGGCCCCAAUAUCCCCACAGCUGAGAGGAAAACCUUAGAGAACAUUGGAUCAGAAAAUCCAUCACAGCAAAAUCCAAAAGAAAGCGCAGCCCCGAGUCCUCAACCAUGUGAUAUUUCUCAUACAGCUCCCCUUUUCACCAAAACCUCUCAAGAUGACUACAAUUGUAGUACAGCCAGCAGAGAGUCAGAACUAUCAGAAGAAUCCUUUGAAUCUGGUUAUCAGAGCUCCAGCAUAAAUUCUGCUUCUCUGGAUGCAAGAGAUCUUCAACAAAUGGACCAUCAAAGCCUUUUUCUAUGUAGUUCUGAAAGUGAGUUUGACUCUUGUGUCCUGAUCCAGGAGUCUGCAAAUAAAUCGUUAUUUGGAACCAGAACAGACAGAAUAAACAGCUCUGCAGACAAGAGUUUUGAUACCCUUGUGUCUGCAUCCAUGGGGUUGUGUGGUUCUGCCUACAAGAGCUGUAAAACCCUUUUGACUCCAAGCCUGGAGCCCUGUGGCUCUGCCUACAGGAGCUUUAGUAUGCUUGUGUCUGCAUGCAAGGAACCAAGCAGCUCUGCGUACAAGAGCUUCAAUGCCCUCGUGUCUCAGUCGAUGGCCAACAGUAGCCUGACUCCGUGCUUUGAAAGCAUGCCUUCCUCACCACCUUUGAGACAGUUGUCAGAGACACCGGAAUGCAGCCGCAGAGAUCAAAGCACUCAGCCUGCUAGCAAUCAGAUGUGUUAUAACAACUACAGAUCUCCCAGCACUGGGCUUGAUUUUCCAAACACCUGUUCAGAACAUACUGAUUUUCUGUCUUUCUCCACAUAUGCAAAUGAAGGUGCUUCAACUUUUCUUUCAGAGGAAGAAAUACAUAAGGAACUAAAAUACCAAGAUGUUCCAAGGAAAGCCAAUAUAAUUUCUUGCCCCAUUGCACCUCAGCCAUCUGGUUAUCAGCCUUUUGGUAGUGCAGGUAAAUGUAACAGUCUAUACUGGGACAGUGACAAUGAGGUUAUCUCUACAUCACUGUAUGAAUCCUUCACUGGUCUGUGCGACAACCUGAGUGAAGCACCUCCAGAUACUGCAAUCUAUGAACCUGACCCAAGGAUAAAGGACAGUGUGUGUUUGACUGUUCAGAGUUCUGACUGCACAAUUGUCCCAGGUUUAGUAUCUAGCGAGAAUGACACACAGACUAGUGAUGGUAGCCCUAGGAUCAACUGCACUAAUGAACUGUCUGGUGAUAGCAAUGAUGGAAAUACCAGCAGAGAUGAACAGCUGUUGCAUUUAUUAGAGAUGAAAUGCAAAGAUCUAAACAGCAGAGAAAGAACUACAAAGGGAACAAAAUGGAAAAGCUUUAACCCUACUGGUAAAGUAAUGCAAGAGGGUGGUGAUAACGGACUAAAAUACUGACUUCAACUGCCAGUCACACAACCACUUGAGGGAACUUGGAGAUGCAGGGGGAAGUGAAGAGGUGCUGAAGUAUGCAGACGGGGGGGGGUUUGGCUCAGCAGCCAGCUUAUCAGCAUCACUGGACAGUAUUGGGCUAAACUUAGAAGAAUUGCAUACCCCUGCUGCUCCAUGGUUCAGACAAGGUGUUACCUUGUCAUUUUGUGAGUAACUCCUAUCUCUCUGAUUCUCACGCCAUUCACAGUGAGGACCCCAGACUGGCACUUAGAGUUAAAAGAGGAACAGUAGAACUCUUAAUGGAAAACAGCAGGAAGAAUGAGAAAAAAUUGAAACUUGUGCAAACCCUUGCCCAGGAGGUCAACUGGCAUAUGGAGGUAGCCUAGCCACAUUUGCCAAGACUGAACUAGUCUUUGGAAAUAAACUGUAUGGCAAGUUGAAUUGUUGCUUGUUAUUUCAAUCUUGACUGAAGUGAGGGCUGCUAUAGGUCACCCAUGAUUCACUGGGUUGUAGCAUUCAUGCCUGCCUGGGACUAGCAGCCGGGACAUGAUGCAGAUCCCUGGGGACAAUUGGGGUUAGCACCCAGCAGUGGCAGCCACAGCUCUACAGGGACAAAGUCAGAGCUGGUGUCUCCAGCUGUGAACAAUCUCUAAGAGGGAUCAGCAGCUGCAGGCAGCAGGAGUUCUUAGUACAGCUUCUGUGGUUAUUGCCCUGGCAGUGGAAGCACACAAAGGUGAUGUGGAAUGUGCUGACACACUUGAAACUGGGAUAUAGGUGCAGGUCCAAAGGGGAGGUGAUUGAUUUAUCACUCAGCUUCCAUAACUUACUUCAUUUGGGGUGGGGGAUGUUGUCCUGUGUGCUUAGCCCUGGCACAGGGUGUAUGUUUCUCUACCUGCUCAAUAAAGACCUGAAAUAAAGAUUACCAUCAUUUGCACUUACA
Messenger RNA from Hirundo rustica (Barn swallow), 3808 nucleotides. It is a transcript of the gene IL4R, whose product is annotated as interleukin 4 receptor. The record is from RefSeq and is a predicted model, not a curated record. Gene Ontology annotation, biological process: cytokine-mediated signaling pathway; production of molecular mediator involved in inflammatory response. Lineage: Eukaryota; Metazoa; Chordata; Aves; Passeriformes; Hirundinidae. The transcript is spliced from 10 exons. Gene Ontology annotation, molecular function: protein binding; cytokine receptor activity. Gene Ontology annotation, cellular component: membrane; external side of plasma membrane. Bases 211 to 2874 code for a protein of 887 amino acids.